Penicillium soppii is the source of this 1044-nucleotide messenger RNA. RefSeq lists its product as uncharacterized. NCBI's taxonomy places the organism in Eukaryota, Fungi, Ascomycota, Eurotiomycetes, Eurotiales, Aspergillaceae. The annotation marks the transcript as partial. The transcript has 2 exons. The record is from RefSeq and is a predicted model, not a curated record.
AUGCACGCCGUUGCCUUGGAUCCGAUCGUCCUCGCUAACCUGCGAGACAAGACGGCAGUGGUUACCGGGGCAGGAGGAGGAAUUGGAGCCGAUAUUGUUAAGGCACUGGUUGCAAAUGGAUGUAAUGUGGUACUUACAGACCUGGAACGUUCCCGUUCUGCUGUGGAACUCUUGAUUGCCUCUUUACGCGACCCCUCGGUCGCGUUAUUUAUCCCUGCCAAUACGUUAGAUUGGGAUCAGAUGAAAGCGCUUUUCAAAAAAGCCAAGGAGCAUUUUGGUCAAAUACAAGUCGUCAUUGCCAAUGCGGGCGUCAUGGAGAGUGAGCAGGUCCUCGAUAUGGACAAAUUUGACAGCAAUGGCGAUCUCGUUGAGUCAAGCGAAUACUUCAAAGUCUUGGACAUCAAUGUGAAGGGAACUAUGAACAGUCAGUCAUCCAUAAAAUGUGGUAUCUAUAUACUGACUAUUUCCCGUGAAGCACUUCGACAGGGACUGUUCUACAUGAAAGAUAAUGAUGCCUGCUUUCCCGAUGGGUCCCUCGGGUCUAUUGUAAUGACCAUUUCAACAUCCGGAUACUUUGGUGCAACUGGCAAUGCUGGUUAUAUCUCGUCAAAACAUGCCCUUACAGGCCUGCUCCGAUCAUCGCAAUCAGUCGCGAACAAACACAACAUCAGAAUCAAUGCUGUAUCUCCGUUCUGCACAGUCACAAGCAUGAUGGAACAAUUUAGGGAUUCAUGGGUUGCCGCUGGCCUGCCAUUAAACACGCCUAACAUGGUAGCUGAUGCUAUCAUACAUAUGGCGGCUGAUCCCUCACAGAGAGGAUCAAACUAUUUGGUUGGUUACCAUGAACUUCCCCUUGAGAUGACCAAGUCCCCAAAUUCGUAUUUGCUACUUGCAGCAGCAGGAGCGAUACUGCGAGAACUUGAAGGGCCUUUGAAGGGGCUAUAUCCAGAGUGGCUCGGACAGGACCUGGCUGAUGUAAUGAAAAAGGCAGGCGAAUUCUUCCUCGGCAUAGGUGGCUUCCCAUUACCAAAUUUGCCUGCCAUC